UUUACUGUUUUCUUCCCUGCAUCAGGUUGAAGUGUAAUUACAACUUUUUUAAACCCGUUGUAUGUUGAAGUUCAUGACUAUUUUUGAGAAUUUUGAGGAUUUCACUUGAACUUGUCCUAUCGCGAAGAUUUUCGUUUCUUCGUAUUAAAGUUAGAAAUAACUGGUACUUUGUCAGGGCAAUGCAUUGAUUUUAGUCUUUUUAAGAUUCUGAGAAGCAAAAGAGUCGUGUACAACUAACUACAAAGUGAUAUCAACAACACAUCAAUUUACCAUUAUUUUCUGGUUUCAAUUCCAAAGAAGAUCUAAGUACUUUUAGUCUUAGUUGUAGUUAAAGUCCGAGUAUAAAGAUUUUUCCGAGCGGGAAAGAGAGCCUACUAUUUCUUACCGAAUUUGUGCAAAAAAAUGCAUCGCAGUCGGAGUUUUUAUAUCAGCAAGCGGAAGCGCGUUGCUGCAGCGAGAGGGCUGAAAAUAACAUGCACGGCUGCCGCAGUUGUUUCAGUGCUAUGGUUUUUCUUCCACGCUUUCGCUUCCGGUUCUGUUGUUAUGGCUAGUGUUGAAUAUUCGAAGAGACAAGUAGAGGCACGACUAACAUUUUCUACAACAGUUAGCUCAUCUAGAUCUAUUCCAUUCAUAUCGCAGAAGACAGAUUCUAGAACUACAGCUACAGCUAUGAACUUGAGAUAUGUGCUUCUGUUUCUGAGCAAUUUUUUCUGGAUAGAACUUCUAACAUUGGGGCAGAGACGGAUACUCUGGACGACCCUGCUUCGCCUUUCUCUCGUCCCUUAUUCAAGACUGGCAACAAGACGCCGACCAUCUACGAGGAUAGCGACACUAAGGCUCAACAAAGAGAAGCAUACGGAUAGACUGAGGCUCAGAUUUACACUGAGAAUCUUAGAACCUCACUCGAAAUCUUUCAGCAGCAGCGUGUGGCCAUAGCUUCUCGAUGAAAGGACGCGACCUCUGUCAUUUUUCAUAUCAUUGGAAGUAGCUAGGUGAAAGCUUCACUUCUAGCGUCUACUUUUCAUCAUAUUCAUAAUGUCUUGCUUCUAACCCUCGCUACUUCCUGGAAACGCUGUCCCAUCGAGUUGUUUACUCGAACAACGUACGCAGCGUGGAGCUUUUGGACGAUCACAGCGCUGAGCCUGGCAACGACCACAAUGCGGAUUUUUUGGGUCACAGCGUUGAAGAUAAUGGAAACGCUUUCAACCUUUUCGACGACGAGGACGCCUCAUAUAUGGAGGACAACCCUCACGCGGCUACUACGGUUGGCGCAGACGCGCCUCGUGCUGUUGGAGUAAACGCGACUACCAGUGCUGGAGAUGGUCUCGAUGGGGCCGCUUUUCUUGAUGUGGAAAGAGCAUCAGAACCAAGCUAUGGCGCCACUUUCUGGUCGUGUAUUUCUAGGGCGGUCGAUUUGUAUUAUUUCCUCCCUCCUUGACUCCAGCCCGUUAUGAUUAUAGCGUCUUGGAAUGACGGCAGCAGAACUUCGCAGGCCUCCGAUGUUUGGCAAUUGCUAGGUUUUGUCUUUAGUCCUUGGCAAUGUCUUGGCCCGAGGGCUUGCUUUCGUCUAGGAAGCGGGGGGGUGUCACUGCCUUCCAUUCUAGAGAACUGCCCCGCACUUGUGCUGCCUGGGGGCCCCGAGCUUGUUGUUACACCACCCGCUUUUUUUUUUCUCGCCCGCCGGCCACGAUCUGGGGGCCUUUCUGGCAACAACAUGGCGAGGCGCUCCUCGUGGUGAGAAUGAAAAUCACGACAGAGGCGUCCCGGGCAUGUAUAAGGGGGCCGAGAGUGAGACGCAGACGCCCCCUCCCUUUGCUAGCUAGGUUUGGGCUUGGCUACGCUGGUACCCAUUCACUCGGCCGGCAUCGCUUAAACAAGCGCCGGCGCAGUGUAUCGCGCUCGUUUGGUAGUUUUCGUUGGGUUGUGGGUUUGAGGCAAAGGAGGUGGCUGGCGUUGGCUCGCACGCUCACAGCCCUAGCGCAUCCGGGGAAAAGUUGACACCUGGUGACGGGGGAGCCGGGCAUUCAUCGCCCAAGCUGAUGGGCUUGGCGCGGUUUGUCUCCGGGUUAGUGGAGUGGCUUUUUUCGUGUGUUUAUUUCUCUGGCUGUCCUCUUUGGGUGGGUUUUUGUCUGUUAGUGUGUGCUGUUAGUUUGUUGCCGGGGGUUGCCUUGCGGUGCUCCUCUCUGGGAGUGCUUAUAUCUUAACAUGGGGCAACUAACGGCGGGGGCCCAAUGAAUCGACUCCAGCCUCGGGGCGCUUUGUGGGUUCUUUGGUUAGUGUGAAGCUUCGAGAUAGCGCUGCGCAACCAGCGCAUGCGGGUGCGUGGCUUUCAUUCUGUUCAUUGGUCAGCAUAGCUCGGGGCGGCUUGUUGUCUUCGGUGGUGUGUGUGUCUAUCAUCGUGCUGCGAGCUCCUCGGACUUUUGCCGGGGUCCAUUCAUUUCAGAGAAGCCUGGAGGAGAUGUCGCGGGACAGAAACCUGAAGCCACUCGCAGGCGCUUUCACUGAAUGGCUACGGCACGCUUGGGCCCUCUCUUUGUUUUGCUUGGUGGGAGUUCGUGUGAGUGUGUGUGGGCAUUUACUCACGCUGGUUCCAGUAGGUGCAUAGCGUUGAGGCCUCACAGCGGUGGAGGGGCAGCGCCAGCGGCGUCAGGUGGGCUGGGGCCCUCGUGGUGUUUAUGAUGUGGUCAGGGCCACAAGAACUGAAGUCUGUGCGCUCUUAAGUUCAUGACUGAGAUUAGUCGCAGAUCAUAAGGGCGCCCAAGGAUUUGCCCCAGGCCGUAAGGCCGUCCACGGGUUGGCCUCAGAUCAUAAGGCCGCCCGCGGAUUUGUCUCAAAUCAUAAGGCUGCGCACGGAUUUGCCUCAGAUCAUAAGGCCGCCCACGGAUUUGCCUCCCUCUCUCAGGCCAUAGAUAGGGCUGCUUGUGGAUUUGCCUCAGGUCACAAGGGUCGCCCGCGGAUUUCCUUCAGUUCAUAAGACCGCCUGGGACUUGUCUCAGAUUAUAAGGCUGGCUGCGGAUUUGUCUCAGACCAGAAGGCCGCCCACAGAUUUGCCUCAGAAUUAAAGGCUGACCCGCCCCGGAUCUGCCUCGGAUCUGAUCGCGCUGCCACCUCUCUGUGGAUUUGUCUCAGGUUGAUUGUAGGGCUGCGCACGCAUCUGCCUCAGAUCAUAAGGCUGCCCCCGGAUUUGUCUCAGAUCGUCUCACGCGUGAGAAUAUGGCCGCCCGCGGAUUUGUCUCCGAGUCAGACCACAAGGCCCUCCACGGAUUUGCCUCGCUCACGGAUCAAGGCCAUAAGGCUGCCCCUGGGCAGCUCUGUCGCGCGCCGCUCAGCGGGCUCUUAUUUUAAUCGCGCUUCUGCUUCAGUGUCGGAUAUUGUGACGGCGGUGGCAAGGCCCAUCUUCGUUAAGACUUACUGAAGACGAGCAGCGUCGCUUUUCUAAAAGUAAACACACGUGGACUAUGUGAAUUUUUUCACCACGCUGAUGACAGACAAACCUGAUGGGCGCACGGCGUUACGGAUGGGGCUUAGUUUUAAUCUAUAUGAUUCCCAACGAAUGUUAACGCCUCGGCUGAUACAUAUGAAUAGACGUCUAAAGAUAACAGCUUUAGACGCUGUCCAUUUUUAGCAGGAAUAUUGAAACACAAACGCUACUUUGAUUAUCUCUCUAGUAAGUAGAUUUAGUUGCUUUCUUGCCUAUGGGCAGUUUAUUGUUUAGAGUGUUCGAGUGUGCCACUAUUAUCAGGGGCGUUCUUCAAUUAACUUUUAUUUAUAAAAAAGCCCCACCAUCCAUCCCCUGCGCUCCGCCAUGUCGUUGAGAGGUUCUUUGGUUGGAACUACGGUUGCAACUUCCCUCCGCUGACUAGGUCGAGUUUUAGGACUUGUCUCCCACUCGUAGGCAAGGACUUCGUCAGCAUUGUCAUCUACCGCCUGUUAUUGCACUUUGCAUGACUUUAAACGUUAGUGACGCUAUAAUAUAAGACUGCAGGACGUGUCUCUCGUGGACAAAUUGGCAGUCGUUUACAAAUUACAAAAUAGUCUUGGGUUUACUGUAAACAUUCGUCGGGACGCCUUUUGGAAAAAGCAUGCCGACGCCCAUAAUGCUGAGACAUACAGAGGCGAGUUAGUGGAGUGUUCAGGAGACUUAUGGCUCCAGUCUAUUGCGUUCGAGUGAUUAGCUUUUUCUUUGAGUGUGAAGGCGAGUCUCUCGGCCAGUCAGCGGAAGAGGGUGACUUCUUUCGCUCUUGAGUCUGUUUUGUCUGCUUUUUAUCUGUUUGAGGGAGAAGGCUGCUUUCUUUUGGUGGGCGUGCAAAAUUGAGCGCAGUAGCAAAGUAGCGAGAGUUUUCUUUUGUAGAAAGUUGAAAUGUCUUUCCCCGUGAAUAUCAGUCAAAACCGAGCACCUGCACCCUUGAAAAUUGGAAACCUAAAAAAUAUAAAAAAGAGCACCGGCGCCGCCUCCCCAAAUAGGGCAGGCUGUUUAUUAUAAUUCGAGCGUUGCCCGACUAGCUUCUUCCUCUGACUAAGAGCGAACUAUAGGGCUUUUGCUCUUCUGUAGUUGUAAAUAAACGUAGAGGCUAGCGCAUUACUGUGGAGAUAUGGGUGACAAAUUUGCUAAGAAACUUGCUCGCUCUUCUUUCGAAGAUGCGAAAAUAUAUACAGACAAAGUCGCGGCUGAUCUACAGACAGCUGCGCCUCGGGAAUCCUUUAAAGUAAUCGAGGGCGUAAGUUUGGACUUAAUUGCAAACCAGUUGCCCGCGAGUUCGUCGCACGCUACGGGAAGGCUUAGAACUGUUAGAGGAAUUGCACUCUUGGUCCUUUUCUCCUGCGCAGCACGAGCCUGACUCUUCUUUUUUCGAUAGGCAAAAUUCUAAAGUUAUUGGCUUCAAGAGCGUCGCCUUGUUGCGCGAGUUGAACUCUAGACUUUAUCCUGAAGGCCCUUCGGCUUGGAAGCUUAUUCUACUAGAAGGCACGACGCGCGGGCCGUUGUGGUGUCCUCCUGGUUGGGAGAACCGUAAUAAGAAAUUCGACGACGACGAUAGAGGUAGGACUGAAAAGAGGUGCCGGGUGGCGUCCUUUAUUUAAGAAGGCGACUAAGCCCAAGCUAGAAGAGGACGCGCUCCAGCUUAUUUGGGACCCCUCUGAAGCGGAAGCUACUAAAGGCUUACUUAAUUCUUUUGUUGAGUUGCAAGAUCUUCCAUCUUCAGCUGAGUUUCUCACUCCGAGGCUUGCAGUGUUUCAAAAGAAUAAGCAUCGCCUUACAGACGACGCGCGGGCUUUCGACUUCACUGCGGGCCUUUCUAAAAAAAUCCCGCUUCCUUCACCUCUGGAGGCUUUGGCGACUGCUACAGCAGUAGCACGCACCAACGCAGACCCGGCGCUUACCCCCAAGGCCUUGCGUUCUUUUGCUUUUAACCCUCGCAAGAGGGAGAGCGCUUACGACUUUAGCGCUCCUAUAUCUAAGUCUGACGCGUUUAAUGCGGUAGCUUUUGAUAGGUAUACACUGCGAUCCUGGUGCUGGAAUCGAUUUCGUUCGAGACGUUUCUAGCCUUGUCGGCGGAUUGGUUAUAGAUAUAGAAGGCGCCGACAAGACCACUGGCAUAGCCAACGGCCACGAAGACGAGAACUGGGCUGCUAUUUGGUCUCCGCCUUUGAAGCGCUUUGUCGCCUCGCGAGCCAAUAGCCUGCUGCUUGGUAACGCCCAUAGCGUAGUGUGCUGGGUUAGACUUUCCCUUUUAAUUUAAGUUCAUUUGCGUUCGGCUCUUUACAGUGCCUGCGUGUGUCUUUAAUUAUAGAUGACUUCCACUCAUUCGCCAAAAGCGGUUUAGGGGCUAGCGUUUUGAGUGCGGCUUGUCAUUUGUUAUCUUGUCUUGGUUUUGGUGUUAAGCGUGAGAAGUUAGAUUGUUCUGGGGUGCAAGUUUUGUUGUUCGGACUGUUAUUUAAUUUGAAUAAACGCCCUUCAGUGCAGAUCGCCCCUGAGCGUGCCGCUGCUUAUCGCGGCUUAAUGAAUUAGAACACGGCCUGACUCCGGAGCCUUGUCCCAGAAUCAAGCCGCAGAAAUUUGCGGGAAGCUUAGCUUCGCCUUUUGCGCACUUUGUGAUCGUCAGCGACGCCCUUUGUUGCGACCUUUAGUAGGUCGUAUGUACGACUUUCAAUUCAUGGCAGUGAUCACAUGUCUUCAGCAUUGGCCGAGCGUCUUAAAGUUUGUUAUGGAGUUCUUCCGGCCAUUCCCCCGUGGUCUCUCUUCGCGUUCAAGUUCCGUUAUUUGUUGUACACGGACGCCUCGUGGCAACGAGGUAGGGCCGGUUUUCUGGCGGGAGUGCUUGUAGAUAUUUUUGGAGUUUCUGAUCCGGCCACCCCUAAGGGCCUCGGAGUUCUUAAGUUUUGGCGUUUGUGUGUUAACAAGGAGCAGCUGCGUAGUUCUUUUAAGAGCUACCCAAUUAAUCUUCUCGAAGCGUUAGCUCCCAUUGUGUCAGUGUACAUUUGGGCUGACAUUUUUAGAAGCACGCGCGUCGAAGUCUUGACUGAUAACAAUAGCGCGAGAGGCUGUCUGGUUAGGAUGAAUAGCGGCAAGAUGCACAUGAGCGCCAUGGCUUUUCAAUUUUGGCGCUUUUGUUCUAUCAAUGAAUAGCAUUAGCUUUGUUUUUUGUUGACAGGGUACCCUCGGAGGAGAACAUAAGCGACCUCCCGACAGAGGGCCACUUGUGUAAGUUCUUUACUGAACAGUUUUGCACGGAGGGAAUUCAGAUCAGUAGCGAAAUUCUUGAACAGAUCAAAAAGAUUAUGAGUCUCGGCGUCCAGUGGAAGAGUGUGAUGCUGGUGAAUGAUGUGGCUGCACAUGAGUAACGCCUCCGGUUUUGAAGCCAUAACAGUACUAGUUGUUUGGUCAGCUUUGCGCCUUUUUGCUUCGUCUGUGUAAAGCAGAACUUUGAGUAUUAGAGUCUGCCGCAUCCUCUUCGAAGGACAAACUAUAUUUUUUUUUCUGGUGCAUGGUUAUUUUGGAAAUUAAUAUCUUUCGUCGCAUACUGUAAAACUUGCAUAUAUUCACGCUUCGCGCUUUCGUAAGUUUUUAGAAAUUACGGAAGCGCCAUACUUAAGUGGUUUGGUUUUAUUGAAAAAAGCUAUUUUGUCUAUGUAUAGUAGGAAUUGGCUGGAAUAUCGUUAAAGGAGCCUGUGGGAUUAGAAUUGACAAACUCGCUGAUUUGCGAUUUUGCUGCUUUUGAGUAAGAACCUACCGCGUUCGUGAGUUUGUAAAGAUGGCUGAGCAUGAAGGUCUCCAGGCUGCAUUCGCCACCAUGGUGGCAGCCUCGAAUGCUGAUCGUCCCGAUCAGCGAAAAGCCAACGCUUUUAAGCAGGCGUGUAUGACAUUUGGGAUUGCCAUCGCGGCCACGUCUGAGACGGAGACUAAAGUGGUCGAGAAGUGUCGCAAAAGUGGGUAGUUUCGGUUUUCUUAUUUGUGCGGUUGCGGUCAGUUGUGGAUUAAGUACUCUGGUGAGCAUGCACCACUAGGCUGAGUACUUUCUGCUUGUCCCUCCUUAUGCGAGCACUCUUUGUCAUGGGAUUCACCCAAAAGCGACCCUAGUGGCAGAAGCAGACGCAAGUAAGUGAAUAAAGAAAAGAAAACUAAUUAGAAAAGGGCCCCGAGCCUGCGUACUUCAACCCAUCUGACUUCAGGACGCCACUGAAGUGAAUUCGUCUGAGUCUGAUCAUCUGAGCUUCUGACAAACCUUGCCGCGACCCUUUUUCCACUCUCAUAAACUUAACCCACUGACUAAAGAAGAGUAGAACGCAAGGACUAUGCUUAACUUUCUUGAGUCUGCUAAAGUUUACUAAGUUACCUCAAGUAGAUCAAAGCAGUUACUUGCGCGGUUGUGUUCCUUUUGUCUAAGUUAUUUCGCAGGUGUGGUUUUAUUAAGUGUGCUCUUACUUAUCUGUUGGCCAUGGUCGUAAUCCUUGAAACUAGCACAAAGAUCCACAAAGAUCAGAAGGAUGAAGAUCAUCAAAAUGACCAAGAUCGCCAGGCGAACAAGGUACCCACCGGCACCACUUUCAACGCGUUGGCCUUAGUUGGCGCGGGUGUCGGCGGUUUCUCCUCUCUCUCUCGUUUGUCGUUUCAAGUCUCUCAACACAGUCAAGGACAAAGAAACACAGGAAAGAUCUCAAGAUAACCCACAGACCUAAGCGCAUAUGAUUCCAAAAUCAAUGAUCAACAGGCAAAGGGCCUUCAACGUAAUCAGAUAGCAGAAAUGACGAAUGUCCAUAGCUGUAACCAGGUUCGUAACGUUUUGUCAGUUCUGAUCAGUUCAAAGAGCAAAUGGCGACCGUGUGAGUCAAUGGUGAUAGCCUAGGCGUUCCCAUAUGAAGCACGUGAAAGUCUCCGCAUGCAACAUGGUAUCCCAAUGAAGAAGCUGAGGCUUCCUUCCCUUGCAGCCCCGAUGAAUAUCCACAGGGAUCAAAGCAGCCAGAGCCAUUUGGCCAGUGGUUAAGGUGUUCGGCUUGAUCAGUCAGCACUCAUGGAUCGAACCCGGGAGAGGGUGGAAAUUCAGUCACAGGUCUAGCAGACGGCGGAGUCCCUUGGCUAAGGGCACGCAAUUCGCAAUCCGCUAGCUACCCCGAAGAAGGUGAACACCGGAACGGCAGCCUGAUCAAACCAGAGAUCAUUUGUCUCAGGCUGUAAGUGCAAUCUGUAUCAAACUCAAGCGUUUCUCAAUGAGAAACUAGACGCGACUUAACAGUCUGGGUCCGAAUGGUCCAGCACUGCUUUGGCCCUUGAGUCUGGCUCAACAUAGAGAAGAGAUUCAUCUAGAAACGAAAUGUCUUGCGAAGAAACUCGACUUGCCUCAAAACUACCCGAAUGUAGUUGACGUGGCGGCAGCUCCUCAUGGUAUUCCCGACGGAGUUACCACCCGGGAGGACGCAGCCAAAACGUCGCAGAGCAGAGCUGAGACGCGGAAACGGUGGAAAGUGGAUUUUGCUCGCUGAAUUUGGACGCUGACGAGCAGACUGCAGACGGAAUAGCUGUGGAUAGUAUUGGGGGAGUAAAACUGAUAGGACAUAGUCUCUCAACUAGUUCCAUCACUGCAAGAAGAUAGAGCUAGUCUGGUUGAUAGUUGUGCAAACAAAUAUACUUCAAGACACAAAGGCGACGCUAGUGAUACAACUACGAGAAUUGAUUGCUAGGAUUACUGGUAGCACUAGGAAAAGGGCUUAGGCUGUCUUGUGCCUUGGCUAGGUGGAGGGAACUGCUCGCAAUUAGGGUGGGAAUUCAACCUCAAAGGCGCAGGCGGUUGUCUCGUACAUACGGACACCGGCCAGGCCAUACCCACAAGAAGUCAUCCACGCUUGCAGCUUCCCACACUUGCGCGCAACUUGUUUAAAGAAGAGACAUAUAGUGGCUAUAUUUGUUCAACAGUAGCCGAAGGAGUCAGUAGAUUGCUAUCUUACAAGACUCGAACUUCAUAGAAGGCGUGGGCGCUUUCACGUAGAUGGCCUCCAGGUAAAUUGUCCUGAGUGCGAUCCACAGAAAGGCCAACGCGCGCCAUAUCUAUGCAAAACAAUAGAGAUGCUUCGAAAUGCAAACCCGUAUCAGUUAGAUCAAAAUAAAAGAAGUGUACUAGUGAUUUCCGUAAUGUAAUUAAGAAGGUGUGCGUCGACCGCUUAAGCUGUAGAGUGACUGUGUGGAGGAAAUAGAAGAAGCGACAAAAGCCAUUCGCCAGGACUACUCCUUAUCUCUUGAUGGCAAGGUAGUAUGGUUCCCCCGGAGGGAUGGAGGACCUGUCCUGAGCAGUGACGACAUGGCCAAAGUUAUGCAAUCGCUGCGAGUCUCAGACAGUCCGGCUGUUCCUUAUAUUCUGGAAUGAAUGAGACCUGCGAACGUUUUACGCGGACUUUGUUCGGCAGUGUUCGCACAAUACUGACUAAAGUUGAUAAACGUCUCUGGCGUUACUGCGUCGAGUACGCUGGUGACUGCUGGGAUUGUUUACCGCAUAACUACGCGGAAAUGCCUCAAAAUGAUGGAAAGAGUCCAAUUGAAAUUUUGGAAUAAAGGACUGGUAGAAACUCGCCGAAGAGUUCAAUCGACGUGCUCCGUCGAUUUGGUUGCCUAGUUCACUUUCGUGAACAACUUCAAGCCAACCCUCCUGAACCCAAGCUCUAGGCCAAAUACCACCGUGACGCCUUCCUUUGGAUUCUGUCCGAAGUCGUCUGGUUGGUUGGUUGGGACUUUCGCUCAUGGCGAUCGUUGCAAGCUUGGACAUCGAUGGGCGGAAUACUCUACCCGAGAUGUAAAGUUUGUCUAGAGAGGACUACUUAGUUAAUAAAGAACAUCGGCUGGCCUUUGCCAGAUAAAAGGGCAUCUACGUAGAGUCUGACGAACUGGGGAAUCUGCUGGGUGGCGCGUCGUAGCUGGGCUCCCCCUUGCUUGGACCGUCAGAGCUAAGGCUGGGUCAUCAGUCGGGGUUCUCUGGCACGGAGCACAUUCCAGGCGGACCGACCGGAAUCCCCGAAGAGAUUACUGGAUAAAGUAGAGGAAUCCAACGCGUCUGACUCUCCUAAAGGUGUUGCACCUGAGGAGGGGAAAGCUGAGGCGAAGGAUCGCGUGACAUCUGCUCCGCUUAGUCCGCCUAGGUUGAAAGCGCCCUCUCCCGCCCGUGUUGUGGCAGGCGAAGGAACGCCAUACACACGGCGAGAAGCGUGGCCGACCAAAAGGAGCUAAGGACAAGGCAGGCAGCAGGGUACGAAGAACAAAGAAACAGUUAGAAGAACUGAGAAAGAGCCUGGCGCUGUUCGCUAGUGCAGUUGGUGGCAUGUGUGAACUCGACGAAGAUGAGGAACUCGUCGAGUCAUGUGUGACUUUGUCCGUUGCUCAAGCACUCAAGUCUCCUGAUGCCGAUAAGUGGCAGGAGGUUACUGGGAAGAGCAUGCGAGACUGCUAGCCUUUGAAACGUGGAAAGCAGCUUCUGGCGAGGAGCUUGCGACCGCGUGACAGGCUCGACCAAUUGACACAAUUCUAACUAUUAAAAGACGUGGAAGAUGCAAGGCCUGCGCUUGUGUCGUCGGUAAUCUAGAUCGUUUAGGAGAGCUAAACACCUUUGCUCCCGUAGUUUCACACGCCGCUAAUAGGUUGCUCCUGACUUCUGCUGCGUCAGAACAGGACUACGCGACCCCGUUCGAUUUAGAUUCUGCGCUCCUCAAUGCUGAACUCGAUCGCGAUGUCUUCUGUCAUCUCCCAUCCAUCUGGGCAGAGAAGCAUGGGCGCGAGAUCGUGAAGCUCAAGAAGGCCUUAUACGGCUUGAAGGACGCACCAUGGGCAUGGUUCAAGAAAUAUCACGACAUACUAGCCACUCUUGGCUGGGAGCCGUGUGAUUCUGCGCCAGGCUUAUGGAGAAACCGAGAGCGAAAGUACCUGAGAAGUUCCUCAAGGUGUCAGUCUAUGUUGAUGACAAUCCUGCCACGGGUCCUGAUCUCGAUGGGCUCAAGACUGAACUAAGCCCCACCUUCUCGCGUGCCCCUGGCCGUGUGAUUGAUGUGGAGUCCGUUCUGACCCUUUGGGUCAAGCGUGGCUAAGGUUCGACUUCUUAGGUGCCAUCGUGUACUACUAUCGUGAAGCUCGAACGUUUCGGCUUAACUUUGGUAUCAGGAAGAGGAGAAGUAUUAUAGUAGCACAUGAGCCACAGGCGCGAGUGCGACGUUGCCACGGAAGAGGGUGCACCUGCAAAGUGCGAGCGCGUCGGCUUUGAGGUAAUGCGCCCAGCACUCACACUAGAGCUCACACUCCCGCUCGAGCUCGAGCUUUGAGAGUGAUGCUGAGUGCCAAGCAUCUGAGCCUCCUUGUCUAGCUGCGUUGCUGCAGUAGCUGUGAGCGAGUCGGGUACAGGGUGUUGUUGGUCACUGGAGCCGAGUGCAUGGCGUUGGUGGUCGCUUGAACCGGGUACAUGGCACUGUUGGCCACUUGAACCGGGUACAGGGUGUUGUGGUUCAUUCGUCGUUUCCAUAUCGGAUCUGCCGAUCAGCUCGUGUUCCUUGGGCGCCAUCGCUUUCUUACCGCUGAUAGUGGUGACCUUCAUCGCCGAACGCUUGCUGGGCUUUGGUGCAGCCGCCGUCGCUGCUGAUUUCAUAACCUUUGCCGUCACCUUCAUUGGCUUCGACGCAGUCUUAGGCUUUGGCACUGAGACGGGUUUGCUAGUUUUUCCGCUCUGGGCACGAGUCGAAGACGAGUUUGAGCUUGAGCUACUCGAACUCGUCCCGACUUUGAGCUUUUGAGUCUUCAUCCUGAGGCACAACAAGGAAAAAACAGGCUAUGCGGUGAGUGAUUUGGAUACUUAAACAGAGAGAUGCGCCUUUGUGCCACGGGUAGAUAUGUCGGCUACAGAGUGAGAUACUACGAAGCGUGGUCUUUUAGUUAGAUCAUGGCGAGUCUAAACGCACACUGAUUGGCGGGAGCAUGCUAGUGAAGGCCUAGUCUUGCUAUGGAGAUACAGGCGUGGGGUUCGAGGCCGAUACUGUAGGGAGGAAAAAACUACGGAGCCACUACAACAACCGACGCAGACCGACGACAGAGUGACAUACUUUGACGGCAAGGUCCAUGCCCAGCUGUAUUUCGCAGAAAAAACGAGGCAUGCACUCACGCUCUUGCUUUGGCGGUCUCUGUCCACGUAGGACAACACGAGGUCGGGCCCAAGACUCACUAUGAGUCUGAGCACUGAGCUUCUUUCAGGAGGCGACAGCUCAGGAUAUGUCAUUACAGUCCUAUCCGUGUGAUUCUGUCAGCAAGGCAUCUCAGAGCCAGGAAAAAGGAUUGAGGUUAUCGGUUCAGACUGAUGAGCGCCCCACUAUAGGGAUCACUUGCAAUUGUAUGAGUACGGGCCAUACAUGCUGACCUUCAGAGUAGCUCAUAUGAUGCCCCGUUCACACUUUCAACGGACUAUCGCCACUUUUCUUGUCAGAUGCAGUAAGUUGCAACUCAGUUGGAGGCCAUCCUCACUACUCAGCCACUGCACUAUAGGCACCGCCAUGGCUCGCGACCAGCUGUCGUUGUAUCCGGAAAGGCUCACUAAAAGGGAAGUCGAGGCCAAGGAUGCUCUUCUAAAGUUCAUUUUAUAUGUAAUUGCGAUUAAAGUGAGCUCUAGAGUGGUGUCUCUCAUAAAAGAAGACAAUAUCGCCGCCCGGCACCUUGCCAAUUCUGCAAGCUGCGUACUCCCAUAUAGGAGCGCAGCACGCGUAGCGCCUGACUCAAUACCCGCGCCCUCGUCUUUGAGGAUCAUCGCAAGAAACAGGAUUCUGCACACUGUCGUACUGUAGAAACGAAGCAGCGCCAGGUAGUGACGUGCUAGCUUUGCUGCAGCACGUGCAUCCUCAAGACGAGCCUGCUCAUCCGCUGCCCACGAGAGGUUCGACGCUGCAGCUCUCACUACUCCACCAGCCAGCUGCGCCAUCAUUCGGGGUAGAAGACGCGUCAUCUUCCCCGCUGCGCCUACUGCCGACACGACUGCCCGGCUCAUGGAGUAAGUAUUGAUAGAAAGGGUUAGUAUUCAUAAUUGGUAGCCUAGAGGGGUGCGCCCUCCGUCAAUUAUGGAUUCUAUAUUUCUUUUAUUAGCCAGCUAGUGAGAUUAGUGCAAGAAGCUUAGUUGAACUCGAUAUCAAGUUCAGCAAGUGGUUUGUGAGGUUUACUUUGUGCCUGCACAUAUGUCACUCGCUCUUAGCUUCGCAGGCUUUCCUCUCAUCGGCCUCAAGUCUCCUGCGGCAGCUGCCGGAGAUAUAUGUCGAGGGCUCUCUUGGAUUUGUCAUACAGGCGCGCAGGGCGAUAGUCUGCGAUGUACCAGACGGGGAUGGACUGCGCCACGAAUACACGGACAUGCGUGCGCCACGGUUGAGGCCAAGGCAUAGUCGGUGAGCAGUGUGAGAGCGCCCCUAUGUGGACUUGCACGGGGAACAGCCAUAUCACUACAGUAGAAGUUGCUAUGUAUAGUGCAACUCAAAAAUAAUUUGGUAAAUAUACUUCGCCAGCCCAGUAGAAGAGGGUAAGCUCUCCUACUCUUUACUCAUGCGUUAUCUUCGCUCUUCAUCUAGGCACUCUUACUUACUCUUUUGACAAAGAAAAGGAAGAAAAAGAAGAAAAGGGAAGAACCUGAAGACACAACACCCGCAGAGAGCUGGCGCGGAUACUCCUGAGAGAAGCAAAGGAGCCACAAGCGAGAGGGGAACCGUGAAGAAGAGCGGGACGCAAGUGGCCCCCUUAGCGCUCCUCCCCCCCGCCUAUCUUUUGACCUUUGAUGACUGAGAGGGCGGCGAAUGCGUGGCACGUUGCUCCCAAGCGGGGCCAGCAAGCGUCGCUAGCUUCUGACCUGUCUGGUUGUAAUUUAAACCAGCCCGACCGGGUUGCAGCAAUGCGAGGAGAGCUACUUCUACCAGCCCGCGGCCAUGUCUUUCGCCUUGCGCGCGUGGAAAUCAAUCAAGAGGCAGGGGAGUUGCCGUGUGUCGUGAGCUGCGCGCGCCCUCUCCGUUAAGCCAGACGGAAGGAAGAGAGGCGGCAAGGGUAAGGAGGUGCCUGGGCUACAAGGGCAAAGGAUCGAGCUACAGGGGCAAGCGUGUAGAAGUGCCAGAUAUCUGCACAACCCGAACGCCUUUCGCCGUGUUUAUCCUGCCAAUGUCUUGAAAUUGCCAGCGUAAGAGCUCGCUCGCAGGUGCUCGGAGUGCAUUUCUGCAAAGUCCAUACUUACACAGCGCAUAUGAUAUUCUAGCAGAAUUUGGCGGGGGUGUGCAGUAAAUGCGCUAAAGUAUCGCAUAAGCUGGGUGGCAUAUUUAAAGCUUUUGCCUAAAGCUUGGGCAGCUUACAGGGAUCAAAAAUGGCCAGAAAGUGGAUGGACUCGAAAUUCAUGCGAGCCCACAAUCUGGCAGAAAAGGGGCGCGCUACUUGUAGCGCUUGUAGAUAGCUUGUGGCCUUUCGGGCUGCAGGAGUCUGUUUACCAGGCAAGGCCUGACAGACUUGGGAUUAAGUUGGAAACCUUUCCCAGAAGAGGCCAGGAAAUUCCAACGCGCCGCGGCGAAGUUGCUGAUCUAUAAUUAGAAGCAAAACGUAUGGAAGAUAAGGCAUCAAGAGGCUUGCUACUAUCUCAAGAGGGGGACGCAAGUAGGAGCCUUAAUAGAUGUAGCAAGCGGAGACGUAGCAGGUAAAUGCUUCGCCAUGCCUAUGGUCUAGCCUCCAAGUCUGAACGGGCCGGAGGAGUCUACGCCAAUCAAAUUAAAAAAACCAAGACGAGCUUACACGCCGGGCAUUACCUCUAAAGCCUUGCGCAAAGCCCAAGCGACUCCAGGGAAACUCAGUAAGAGCCUCGAAGAGGGUCUCCGGCCGGAUACUUUUGCACAAGCAGGGCCAUAGAAUGGAAAAGCAAACAGCGCACAUCGUACACAAAGCAUGCCCUGGCCUAACAUUAUGGACGGCCCGACCCAGACUGCGGAGCACAGCCAGACCGAGACGCCAGAGCAUCUUGGACAUAGUUGCAAGCUUCUGCGGUAAUCUUAUCCAUUGGCGGCAUUGCUUCGACGUCUAUAACAGAAGCAGAUGACAGACGGGGUCGCGUUGGUUUUAGGAUUCUGCUACGUUCUAAAUAGCGCCCGCGCGUAGCUGAGUACUUACCCCCAAUGCUUUCGCAGAUCAAUGCCGCUACCAUUGGGGUGCGAUAACCAUGGAGGGCAAAGAUACUCCAUGAACAAAACAGGAACAGCAGCGCGCCUGCAGCACAUUGAUGCCAGGGAGUGCUUCUCUGUUUCGUUUCUGCCCUCAAUAAGGCAGGCGGCCGGGCUGGAAUCGUCUUAGAGGAGGGGCUUCGUAACUUCUUGAAAAUGAGCUACAUAAUUUGGAACAACUCGAAGAAAGGGCAUAACGUAGCAAGGUACUACCUGCGUCGCCUGCAGUGAAUCAGGAGCAGCGAAGGCAGCCACGCGUGGCGGCUAAUCUAUAAGAUGCUCACGCGUGUGCUGUCUGAUGCUCUUGGAUCUUUGCAGCAGCUUGAGAGACUAGGACAAACAUGAAAAACCUCCACGAGCGUGCUCAGCCGUAUUGGCGCAAUACAUGAAAAGACUUGGGUGAGGAAUCUGGUCGAUGCCCAUCGCCGGCGAGCAACGUGCGCGACAGUCUGCCAAAGGCGGCCAGCGUGGCUUCUUUUUUUUCUUUGACUUUUCAGGAUUUGAAUCGGGAUGGCUUGUAGUCGUUGAGGCUGAACAAUCGGCAAAACUAGUCAACUAUUAGAGCUGUUUCUCCCUACUCUACAUGCUGCACGGUGCUAGUGCUAUGCUCUUUCUCUUCCUCCGUCAGAAUUCAUUUCCACCGUGGAUCUUAAAUAAGGAAACUGGCGGCGCGGAGCCCGGAUUUGUGUUCCUCGACGGGGAGCUUCUGCCGCCGGGCUUAAAGCCACAGACAAAUUGGGAGCGUCGAGUGUUAUGAAGAAUGACUCGAACAAUAUUGCAUGGUCCAUCCCCUUGUUGAGAGUUUCGAUAAUUUAUCAGUGUUUGUCUCUCUGGAAAAUAGUCUUACUUUGCGAAGACGACUACAGAUUACGCGCACCCUGGCGACGAACAAUGGCUAGCGGUAAUCCUCCGCAGCCUCGAGCCAGCCUUGACUAUUCCGUCGAUAGAAUGACGGACGUGAAGCUCAAGGGUGGGGCCCGAUAGAGACGAUCUCUAAUUAAGUACGCCCGAAACCUGCUUGAAGGUGUCACCGCGCUCAUGGACAAGGGCAGAAUGCUGGGAGACCGUCACGAUGGCCUCGAUUACGUUCCCCACUGCCUUUUCGUGAAUGAGGAGACAGAUCGCAAGAAGAACUAUCAUUGAGGCUAAGCAUAUUGAAGAUGAAUCAUGUGGACAUGAUCACUCUGAAGGAAGCAAGCACCUAUGCUUCUUCUGUAGGUACCCAUGUUGCGCCUGAUGCUAAGCCGAGACAAAUGAUUCUGCUAGUAUAGCAACAACAGGCACAGGAGCAACACUAACAGCCAGUAGCUGCGUCUUAACUAUGUAUGAAGUUUAGAUGUGCAUCUAGAUGUUGAAGAAAUCCUUCUUCUAAUGCCACCUCGGAGUUGUGUGGCUGCCGGGCAUUCUUCCUACAAGAGCCGAGGCUUGGCAGAUGCAAGAAGAGAAUCUGUAUUUCCAAUAUUUUUCGACGUAUUCCCAGAAACAUGAUCUUCCACGUGAAAAACAAAUAAGUGAAGUUCUGGGUGCGAUUCGUGCUUUCACAGCACUCUCAAGAUACUGGGUGCUCGGUGAGGGUCUUAGUUCGUUGAAAACCGACUUUACUUUCAAUCGUCGUGAUGCUGAUGACGUGAGCGUGACGAUGAUAGCCCCGCUUCCCCGGAAAGAUGAAGUGGGCACACCGGAAUUCAGGGUCAGCAGAGCGCGAAAAAGAGCCGAGGGAUUUCAAAAGUCUUUGGAAGACUUUAUGUUUUUAAGGGACACGCUCUUAAUCCAUUUUGAUGAAAAACAUCUUUGGUAGACUUUUUCACUGAAGAAAGCCGCAUGAAGAUGACUCUCAACUUCCAGAUGGAUUUCGAUGUGGUCUAAAAAUAGGAAAAGAAUUCACCACGUUUCCGAGCAUUUUGACUGCUGAUGAUCGUGGUGUUCCAAAAUCCGCACCCGCAGACGCAGUGCGUUCCAUCCUCCUGCCUAGUCAGAGAGAAAAACAAGACCUCGUCGUUCGGGCAGUAUUCAAGACCACACUUUAAGAAUUCUUGCCAAUCGACCUAUCUUCCAUUUCCAACAGCCUAUCUAGUAUGCUCUUCAUGGAACAAAGCCACAUGUAGAUAUAUACCAGGACCAUAGGUCAAGCGGGAACCACUAAAGUGACAUGACCCACAUCGGAUUCGUCUGGGGCUUACCUGCAACCGAUCGUGCUGACCGGAACAACAUAGAGAGCCCUUUCGUCCAGCUGUGGACAGUGCCGGGGGCUGACUGGGGAAGCCGAGUAGAAAACUGCGACAAAACGUAUAACGCCCUCCUCAGUUCGUUCUUUCCCAAACAGCGCAUAUAUGCGGGCGGGAAGCUAGAUCGCGUGGUCGCUCCUAGUGGCGCUGGUACCUAGGUCACCAUCGCCUGUAGUGGGGAUGUCUAGGUCUCUAGUGUCUCUGUUGGGGGUAGUUAGCUUCCUAUCGUCCUUUCUGGGCUUAGGACUUCUAGUGCCCCUAGUGGGUGUGGGUUUUAGAUGCCCAUGCCCAUCGACCCUAGCGGGAGUAAGGUUAGCAGCGCUUUACUAUAAUCAGAAAAAAUAUUAAUAACUCUGGUGGGUACGACCACUUGAUGUAGCUGAUUGCUGUUGUUCUAACUUUGUUUAUUGGUCAUUUUCGUGCUUAGAAGGAUUUAUUUUGUGCCUGCUUCCAUUAGAUACAAUGCUAGGACUGAAGAUGGUGCCUGCUGUAUUAUAAAAGCAAGAGAUGCUGAAGAAGAUGAAGAUGAUGUUUGUGCUAUGUAUGUAUGUUAUAUCCACCGUCUGUCUGAGAAAUAGAUUUCCAUUGAUCUUCGUAUGUUGAUUUUGAUAUAGAUCUAUUUUUAGGGAGGGGGAGGCUUACUUCUACAACUACAAGUUCUACACUGUAAGCUCUCCUCUAAAGUGUUACGCUGUAGCGCUUCAGCGUCCAAAUUCAGUGUAGAGCUUCAGCGUAGAAGGAUUAGUGUGUAUUGUAGAUCAAUGUGGAUGGAAGCUCUCUGUGAAAUCGCUCGUAGCUCUUCUUGCGAAGUCUUGCUGUCGCUCCUAAGCUUUAGAGAGAAGAAACCUCUUACUAGUUCACAGCUGUAAGAGUAGGAGACACUUUCGCCUUGUGUGAAGAAGAGGCCAAGGGAAGGCGCCCUAUCCUAUCCUAUGCUAUAUUUCCCUGCUGUCGGAGAUGAUACAGCCAAAAAAAGUUGUGAACUAAGAGCAGAACUUACGAACCAACUACUAAGAGAAGCUGCUACAAUGUAAGGAAAUAAAGCUUACGAACUAAGAGCAGAAGCAAGCCAGCUAAGAAAGUAUAUAGGUGAGGACACGCCAAACCCAUACCACAUUUGAAGACAAACUUGACAGAUUUGCGCUAUCUUUUAUACCACGUCGAUUGCUAUUACUAUUUUACUCACUUCCCGCCCAACGAGUGCUACAACAUGGGCAACGAAUGAGAGAAAGCGUUGCGAGGAUCUUCUUCAUCAGGUGUAAUAGCGUAGAAGAGCUGCUGAUGAUCGUUCAAGCUUCAUCAGCAUGGUACCGCCAAGAAUCAAGCUACUUCUACUUCAUCAAUCUUCAACUUCAUGCUCAUGUUAGUCGUAUGGAGAAUCAAGAAGAACAUUGGUCGUAGGGCAAGAGCCACUGUGUCAUGAAUAGUAUGAGCUUGAUGAUGUUGCUGCUGUAUUUGAAGACUCGUUGCGACUCGGUGUAGUACAACUCUUAUUCUUAUCGAGGAGAGUUACGAGUAGACGAUCCUGAAGAGACGUUUAAUAGACGAACGCAGGCAUGUCAGCAUAGAGGAGUAAUUUAAAAUCUGCAAUCGCAUUCCUUACUCCCCUUAACUAGAAUGGUCUGGCAUUUUCAACAUAAAAAGAUUUUUAACGAUGAACAAAGAGUCACUAUCUUAAUAUGUUGUAGUAAGCUGAAAGGCUUAUGCUGUAAGAGUAAGUAAGUAUGACGCAAAAUAUUAAGAAAAAAAAUGGGAUAAUAUCAGUAUGAUCAUACUGACCACUCGGGAAAAUAAAUAUAACAUCUAGAUCGACGUCGAGCAAUGCGUGCCACUUUGUAAAAAGGAUCAUCUCUCGCCAGGAAUUGCACUCGCCAUGUUCUUCGGAUGUUGAAGUAAUUAUAGGAAUGCAAGCCAAGAACGCAAGUGCCUGACGGUGUACUUUUCUGGAAAUUCGCGGGCGUCGCCCUCUAAAUAAAAAGCAUAG
Amoebophrya sp. A25 is the source of this 19887-nucleotide messenger RNA. Lineage: Eukaryota; Dinophyceae; Syndiniales; Amoebophryaceae. The record is from the annotation of a GenBank genome assembly.